AUGUUGAAUCUGAGGUUCAUUGGACCUUUUGAGGUCUUGAGGCAGGUCAGGCCGGUAGCAUAUCAAGUAACAUUGCCACCGCAUUUGUCUAACCUAUAUGAUGUAUUCCAUGUGUCACAACUCCAUAAGUACACAUCGGAUGCAGCUCAUGUAUUAGAGCCUGAGUCUGUUGAGUUGAAGGAGAACUUAAUGUUUCAAGUAACAUCGGUACGGAUUGAUGACACUAAUGUAAAGAAAUUGCGCGAAAAGGAAGUUCAGUUGGUCAAAGUGGCUUGGAGAAGAGAUGGAAUGGAAGAGCACACUUGGAAAUUAGAGUCAUAG
Messenger RNA from Arachis ipaensis, 321 nucleotides. RefSeq lists its product as uncharacterized. NCBI's taxonomy places the organism in Eukaryota, Viridiplantae, Streptophyta, Magnoliopsida, Fabales, Fabaceae. The record is from RefSeq and is a predicted model, not a curated record.